AUGGUGUUCGCACUCCCCGCCAAGCCGGCCUUCCUAGGUCCACCUCCGGCAACAACCACUCUCCAGCUCCUGCCCCCUCCCUCGGCUAUCUCAAGCUCCAGCUCCGACCAUGGAGGGCCCAGCUCCGCCUCCCUCAUAUCCUAUCCUCCUCUCUCCGCCGCUCGUCCAGAAGUCGACACGACCAAAUGCGCCCUCUGCGCCUUGCCGCCCAAAUACACCUGCCCCCGGUGUUCCCGCCGGACCUGCUCCUUGCCCUGCUCGACGGGCCAUAAGGCCAAAUACAGCUGCGACGGUAUACGUCAAGCGGAGGGAUACGUCUCGCUGCGAGAAUAUGGGCAAGGGGACUGGGCAGAGGAUUAUCGAUAUCUUGAAGAAGGGCGGAGGAGGGUUGAAGGGUGGGGGCAGGGGGUGAGGGAGGAGGAGAUGGUGACGGAUCCGAGGGGCGGGGAUGCGGAAGGCUCGAGAGGGAGAGGAGGGGCCAGAGGCGGACGAGGAGGGCGGGGAGGAGGGACGAGGGGUCCCAAGGGGAAGAAGAGCAAGUCGCAGAUCUUGCAGAUGGAGUUGAGGAGCAAGGGGGUCUGGGCAGAGUUCAUGCCGGAUGGUAUGGCCAGAAGGAGGCAGAAUCAGUCUGCAUGCAAUAAACAAGCCGGAACCGUCAACCUCACCGUCCAAUUGUCCAUCCCCCAACCCCUCCUCCCGCCAGACAAACCGGACUCGACCGAGGCAGACUUUCCAAAGCGACUUGGUACCGAAGUCAUAGAUCACAACACUCCGAAGCUCUUCACCCAUACUCGAGUCCUCUUUGCCCAUCCCACUCAGCCACUCCCGAACCUCCACAGCCUCCUUCCUCCCCUCAUGCUCACAGCAAGCGAUAUCGUCUUCCUCCUCCCAUUCUUCCCAUCGCCCGCGAGGCCCGCUCCUCCCGUAGAGGACACCGCAUCCCGAGCGGCGCGUCUCUUCUUCCCGCCUCUGGACCCGGAACUACCAUUCGCCGACGUCUUCCGCGGGACAGCAUGGGUCGAGUUCCCUACUGUGCACAUCAUGUCCAAGGUCGACUGGGAGCGUGGGCUCAAGAAGGGGGAGGUGGGAGUCGUUCCGCUUGCUCAAGCGAAGAAGAGGGGCGCGGAUGAUGCUGGAAUAGACGCGGUUACGCCGCGUCAGUGGGGAGGAGAGAGGGAUUCGGGGUGGGGCAUCAAGGGAAAGAAGGUGCAAGUAGUCCCGGUGGCGAAAAAGCAGAAGGUGGAGCUGAAGCGACCGGACGCUACUGCUGCGCUUGGCGCUUUGGGGGACUACGCAAGUGACGAUGAGGAUGAAGCUGGCGUGGGGGAGGAGGGACAGCUUCAGGAGGAUGAUGCGGAUGACUCUAACGAUGCGGAAGAAGGGGAAGACGGGGAGCUGGACGGAGACGAGGAGGAUGAUGAUGAUGCGGUGUAUGAUCUGCAGCCGGGCCAUGCGGGGUCGCUGUUGGCGGGCGUGCCUAGGGAUUUAUUGAUUGCUAUGAGUCACGCUAUAGAGGCGGAUAUGGCUUAA
Molecule: messenger RNA, 1530 nt
Organism: Dioszegia hungarica
Lineage: Eukaryota; Fungi; Basidiomycota; Tremellomycetes; Tremellales; Bulleribasidiaceae
Exons: 2
Coding region: 1-1530 (509 amino acids)
Biological process (GO): box C/D snoRNP assembly; maturation of LSU-rRNA from tricistronic rRNA transcript (SSU-rRNA, 5.8S rRNA, LSU-rRNA); snoRNA localization
Cellular component (GO): nucleus; pre-snoRNP complex
Source: RefSeq, a predicted model, not a curated record